Messenger RNA from Cricetulus griseus (Chinese hamster), 981 nucleotides. The record is from RefSeq and is a predicted model, not a curated record. Lineage: Eukaryota; Metazoa; Chordata; Mammalia; Rodentia; Cricetidae.
UGGCUUUGCAGUCAGUUCCCUGUCAGAGGCCAGCACUGGGGUCUCUGCCACCCCUCCAUGGAAGGAAUGUACUAUCUGUAAGGAGCGCUUUCCUGCUGAGAGUGACAAGGAUGCCCUGGAAGACCACAUGGAUGGACAUUUCUUUUUCAGCACCCAGGACCCUUUCACCUUUGAGUGAUAUCACUCCUCCCUAGUAUGUAUGUAUACACACACACACACACACACACACACACACACACACACACACUUAUGUACGUUUGGGCUCGUGCCUAUUUUCCAUCACACUGGGCUCUGUAAUGUUCUGCUCCUACAAACCAUGCCUACGUCCCACGCUUUAUAACCCCAUCCUCUAUGCUGACUCCUCUGUCCCAGGCAGGGAUCUGUCUUGGAAGGAGUGGCUGAGUUUACUCUGGAAGACAGUUUGGAGGAAACAAGAUGAAGGGGGCUUUCCCUUAUGGGAACAGAAUUAUCCACUGCUAGCUCAAGUACAUAGCUGCAUACCACACACAACACUCCCUUCUGAUGCCCCAAAGCCAACUCCUGGGGCACCCACCCUCUCUUAGUCAGAAUUUGUUUGUUUACUGAGUCCUCCCCCCCGCCCCCCCGGGCCUGCAUGGAGGCAGCAGCAUGACCUCAUCGGGUCUUUUUCAGUUCUUGGCUUCACUAGUUCUUUCUGUUACCCACUGCUUUUCACACCCACCCCAGCGUUCCCAUAGCCUUAGGUCAUAAGUUUGGAAGUUUCUUUUGUAUUUUUAUGGAUUCCUAUACCCUCUUAAUGCCACCCCACACCCAAGUCCUCAAAUGGAAAAGAAAAUGUAUUUGUGCCUUUUGUGAGGGAUGGGGGGACAAGGGAUCCCAGGUACCCCCAUUUCCCAAACCCUCACCUUCUGCAGGCCCCCACAGCAAUAAGAACUCCCCCUUCUCCCUUAAAUUGUCCUCUCACCUGUAGUUUGGACAAAUAUAUUUAUAUGAUACGUGUCA